CUAUUGAAAACAUAAACUUCCGGUUGAAGGGCACCACUGCGCCGGAGUGUGGUUGAAGGGCUCAACAUGAUAUCAAAACUACUCCGGGCGAUCAUAAUGGGCCCUCCUGGUUCAGGAAAGGGCACUAUAUCACAAAGAAUCAUGAAAGACUUUGACAUGAAGCAUUUAUCCAGUGGCGAUGUUCUGAGGAAACAAAUCUUUGAACGGACAGCUGCUGGGAUUGAAGCUGAGAAGUACAUUGCUCAAGGUCAGCUGGUUCCUGACCUCACAAUGGUGAAUCUUAUCUUCAACGAGUUAGAGAAACUAGAGAAUCACAGCUGGCUGCUGGAUGGGUUUCCACGGACAGUAGCUCAAGCUAAAGAAGUAUUAGAUCGUGGCCCUAUUGAUGCUGUUAUCAAUCUUAAUGUGCCCUUUGAAGUUAUCAUUGACCGCAUCAAGGGUCGGUGGACCCACCCUGCCAGCGGCCGUAUCUACCAUACAGAGUUCAACCCUCCAACUAAAGAGGGUAUUGAUGAUGUCACAGGAGAACCCCUGAUCCAGCGAGACGAUGACAGACCCGAGACAGUAAGGAAGAGGCUAGAGGGGUACCAACUCUCUACCCAACCAGUGCUACAUUUCUUCAAUGACAAGAAACUACUGAAGGAGUUUACAGGGAAGUAUUCUAACGAGUUAUGGCCCUUGGUUCAUGACUACCUGGCAACCAAGACGGCACCAGUACAGUACACACGCUACAAAUAAUGCCAGCUGUCUCCAUGGCAACAGCAGUGGUGUCAAUGUAACAAUAUACAGUCAACUGUUUAACAAAGUCUGAUAUUGUAAAGGGAUGGUCUCAAAAUAUGAACUGCAUUGUUGUGAAAUGCGAUAUGUGGACUAUAACAUUACGGCUAGAUAAUCAUUUACUAAUUUAUGACAUAAAUCCACAAAACAAAAAGAAUAUGGUGAAUAUGAAUUUGAGCUAAUAAAAGUACUUGUGAUGAUUUAAUAAGAAGCGAAAUGUGAACAUUGGGUUAUGGCCCAUUCUUAAGAAUGCCAGAACAGAUAUUUUGAAAUGUUUUGACAAUGGAGAUUUGAACCACCAUCCCACUGUAUUAAAGAGAUCAUGUCAUGUGGUAGAUUGCCAGAUUUUGUGAGAAGUUUUAUCCCCCAGUGAAUAUUUUACAUUGAUCUUGUGAAGACCAAGUCAUGAUGUAACUAGCAGAUUUUAUAUGUGUUUGGGACGUUGUUUUCUUCCAUUUUGACUGUACAUUGAUAUAUAUGUUUUAAUAUACCAAACAUUUUAUAAAGUAUUUUUAUCUAGGGCUGUGCUGUUCAUGUAUUAUGACUCAUUACUGGAAAGAAAUCAAGAAAUGUAAUCAAAUAUGUCACAUAGACGAACUGAUGGAAUUUAUUGACUUUGUACAAGAUAUUAGAAUCACCCAGAUGGUGGACUGUUGUGUUAUGUUAUCCUAGAAAUCAGCUGUUGAUCAGCUGGGUAACUUAUUUCAAGUUACUGGUGUUGUGUUUAUCUUACUUAUACUGUAGGUUUGAGCGAGCAUGUGUUUCUGCAAACUGUCCCACGUCUGUCUCCUAGACACUAUUUGUCAAGCUGUUUAAUCCAGGAAAUUAUGUGUAAGUUGGUCUUAUGAGAGUAUUUCAUUAUUGUAAAGUUUAUAUUGGGAUGAUUAUAGACGGCAUUUUCAGUACUGCCAUAAUAUUGGUUCUGGUAUUUGUACAAAUAUAGGGUCUGUGUCAGCUAUAGAAAGUAACAGUUUUUGUCCGCUAGUCCUUAUAAUGAUAACAUACAGAAAAACCCUUUAAAAUGGCAAAUUUCAACUAGUCCUUAUGAUGCCUUUGCUAUUGGGCAGUUUGACAAGGACUAUAGGACUAGUGCCAAUUUCUAACGCUGUGUGUGUUUUUCGACAAUUCAUCUUUGCAUCUUUAUCCCAAACAGAUAAAUAGCUCAAUAACUCAACAUCACUCUCGUUUUUCAGCUUUUUUUGUGUUUUUAAAAAAAACAAAAAGCCCAUAAUCCCUCUUCUAAUUCUGCUUUCCAACUCUGAGUUUGUAAGAUGAAAAGCUCCCGACGUCCCCAUUUCCUACGUCUUCCUUUUUUUGUCAUAAUGUUGAAAUACAGAAAUACAUCCGACUGGUAAUAAUAAUACUAAUGUGCAUAUUUAGAAUACGCCAAAUCCAUACCCUAGAGCAUGCUCAAGGUGUUACAUGUUUACCCCGGUCAAUGAAUAUGGUGCUCUCGAUUUUCAUUCUCUGCUCCCUGGGAAGUAUAGAACCCAAGCUACCUGAGAGGCGCUAGGUUAACAGUCACAUUACUUCUCAUCCUAGCACGUACCCAUUCGCUGCUCAGUGACCAUUGUCCUUUUUAAGUUAAAAUACUUCGUACAGCAUGAACAAGUUUGUGGCACAAUUUGGAAACCAUGUUAUUUGUCAUAUAGCUAGAUCAUGUUAACAGCUCAAAAUGAGAAUUGCAAAGCGUCUAUUAAUCUAUGAUACCUAUUUCAGAUUUAAUACCUAAUGAGAAAAGGUUAUGUUAUCUUGUUUUGUAGGUGUUAGUUUCCGGUUAAUCCUCUGUUCAGUUUGACAACUGUGAUUCAUCAGCAGAUCAAGGAAUUGCUGCACCCCUGGUAUAUGUACCUGUACAGUCAAGUCUCGUUAAUCCAAACACUCGUUAAUCCGACAAUCAGCUUUAUCCAACAUUAUGCUUUAAAAUCAGUCAAUUUUGAAUCAGUCAUACAGUCCGUAACAGUAGUUUAGUGUUAAACUUUAGUGCUUGCAUGAUUAGAAAACAUAUUCCGCUGACAAUGUAACACAACAAUAUGAAUAUUUUAUUUUUCCUUUUCCUACGUGUUUGUAUCGUUAUCUUUCGUGUAGUUGUCCAAUUUUCAAUCACGAACGUUUAUACUACCUAAUUUCGAUUAUCCGACAUACUCGUUAAUCCGACAUAAUCAUAUGCAACCAACAAUGGCGGAUUAACGGGACUUGACUGUAUAUGUAAGACUCCAUGUUAGGACCCAGCUUGGUUGCAAAUUGUAAUGUCUGGCAUUGCUCAAAUAUAAACGUAUUCCUUAGUUCCAUUGUUGAUGCAUUGGGAUCAACUGUGUUUACAUGUUUUCAGGUUUGUAAUGGAUGCAGAAUAUUGCAUCCUCAAUGCAUAUAAAUUGAAAAUGGAGGCAAAUAAUGUCUCACCCUCCACUGAAACUGAUCCAGCUAGAUUCUAACCUUAUGGUUGUUUUGUUUACCUGUUGUUCAUGGCAGACAUAUUGAAAUAUAAAGUGUGAUGAACACAUAAUUCGCAAAUAACGUAAUCUGCCCAGUGAUAUCAUGUUAUCAAUCAAUACUUUGAUAACAUUCAGUUGUGAUCAGUAGUCUCUUAUGUCCAGGUGAGCUACAGCUGCAAGUAUUGCUCUGUUUUCUGGAGGGGUUCAUGGGGAUGUUUGUGUGUCCCCAUGUGUCUUUCUACAGGUGAAAUCAUUCUGUUGUGAAAAGGGUGACACUGUUGUAUUUCAGUUCCAUGGAUAAGAGUGUUCGGAAUGAAGAAUAAAAAUAAAUGGGGCCUUGGCUUAACCUUACUGAAGUUAUGGAGGGUUUUUAAAUUCGAAUAUACUACUUAAAAUAAGUUAAAGAACGCCUACAAUCAGAGUGAGUGAGUGAGUUUAAAUGUUAAGUCACAUCGGCAAUAUUUUAGCACUAUCGUGACUAUCAAGGGUUAAUCAUAAUAAAUACAUUGAAGCUUAUAUAAAAAAUACUGCCAAAAAAGUAAGUAAAAUAACAGACUUGUCUCAGAAAAAGGUAUAAAACUAGUAUGGAAUCAUAAGAAGAAUAGCACUAUACAGAUCUACAAUUGAAAGGUUGUGGGUUGCAAUACCCACCAGCCAUUACAGAGUAACUGUAGUCAUAUGAAAAAAAAUUGAAUACCAAGAACCCCUCAAAUCCCCUCAGUCCUUAAUUCCCAACACUGGUUAACAAGAUUAUAUCUGAUGAGGCUUGAUAAUUGUCUCAUUUUUCUCUUCCCAUGGAAAAUAGAGAAGAAUUUACCAUACAAAGUAUACCUCAAUAUCUGUCAACAUGAUGAUUAUGGUUGUUAUUACUAUAUUAUUCCACUAUAUAGGGAUAUUAUUAUCUUGCCAUGAUGCACACAACUGAUUCUCAUCAUAUGUCAAGUGUUUAUCUGAACAGAAUGGCCUGUCUGAAUAUACCUAUCAAAGGUUUAGUAUAUUAUUAAUAUUCAAGUUGUUACAGCAAUGUCAUUGUUUCAUACUGGUGCAGUUAAUUCCUUUUGGUACGACAAUCAUGGUUGUGUUUUAAUUGUUCAAAGGUGCUCAAGUCUAUUUCUCUUGAAAACGUCAUACAGCAAUAAUCAUGCCUCAAUAUUUCUUAUUUUGCUCAGUAAAUCGACCAGUUUGUUAUGUCUCAAUUCAAAUGUUAAGUUUCAGAUUUUAGCAUGAGCUUAUUCACUGAUAGGUUGUUUUAGUGCUGUGUGUAUUCAGUCACAGGAGCUGCAUGUCAGUGUUUUUUGACAUGUUUCACAUUUUACUGGAACCUGGAACCUGAGUGUUGUUUUCAUACUUGAUUUUAGAGUUGUUUUUAUGUGGUUCCUUUAACCCAUCAGGGACCCGUGAAGACCCAGGGUAGAAAAGGUCUUGCCGUUAAAGGCGACUAUGCUUGUCAUAAGAGUCUUAAGAGGAUUGGGUGGUCAGGCUCUCUAACUUGGUUGA
Messenger RNA from Haliotis rufescens (red abalone), 4709 nucleotides. RefSeq names its product GTP:AMP phosphotransferase AK3, mitochondrial-like. Gene Ontology annotation, cellular component: cytoplasm; mitochondrion. Gene Ontology annotation, biological process: nucleobase-containing compound metabolic process. The coding region runs from base 67 to 738 and encodes 223 amino acids. The record is from RefSeq and is a predicted model, not a curated record. Gene Ontology annotation, molecular function: ATP binding; AMP kinase activity. NCBI's taxonomy places the organism in Eukaryota, Metazoa, Mollusca, Gastropoda, Lepetellida, Haliotidae. The transcript is spliced from 5 exons.